Alternaria burnsii is the source of this 1713-nucleotide messenger RNA. RefSeq lists its product as uncharacterized. The record is from RefSeq and is a predicted model, not a curated record. The transcript has 2 exons. Lineage: Eukaryota; Fungi; Ascomycota; Dothideomycetes; Pleosporales; Pleosporaceae. Bases 1 to 1713 code for a protein of 570 amino acids.
AUGGACUCAUGUAAUACAGAUUUCAGUCUUGCCGCAAACAUCGCUCGCUUCGCGCCUUUAGCAUCAGAUUGUACUGGCAUCAUCACGAUCACCUACAUCUCGACUGAUACAUCAGCCACUGUUGGAGACAUCACACGUACUUCGUUGGUACCAUUCACAGUGACGGGUUACUCGACCACUGUUACUGUUCACGUUACCCCAUUGCGCAACGGGACAACAUUGACCAGUACCGAAAGUCGGGAUGUCACGACCAGUGUAUCUUUCGAGAAGAGAGCGACAAGCGACGUUGCAGCAUCCUUCACAACGUCCCCUUACCAGAACAGUUCUCUGGCCAUAACGCCAACACCUACGAAGCUACCCACAUUCUGCUCGACAGUGACCUCAGCCAUCACGGUAACCAAUAUCGUGACAUUACCUGGGACAACCGGAGUCACUAUCACUCUCACUAGUACCAUGCUUACUGCUUCAACACUGUUCAUUACCGAUUAUCCCGACCCGGCUGUUUUUGAGCCUACUAAAACGAGCACUGUGAAUGCCAUCCCUACUAGGCCGACAGAGCCAGGAACUACAGGUGCUCCCAUUGAAGAACCAAGCAUCCCCGCGUUACCUCAGGAUACUUCUCAUGGCCUACCAGAACCUACAGCUAGCAACCCAGUGCAAAGAUCGUCCAGAGGUCCUGGGCUGCCUCCUGAUGCACUGCCUACCUCGCCGGCUAAACCUCCAAAUACCAAAAUGACCUCGAUCGCUGGGGAGAUUCGUACCACGACUCUUCCAGGUAUCGGCCCUGUUGUAAUCGAUCCAUCACACUCAGCCAUCUUCAUCAGCGGCGUGGGAAGUGCGAUUACUCCGGGACAACAGACAACUAUCAACGACAUUCCGAUCUCAUUCGACACUUCCGCUACAUUCAUCGUCGUAGAUGGUACUCGGACAGUUGGUGUCCCUCCAUCAACUCCAGCGCCUCGACCAGCGCCAGUGGUAAUUGGUGGCACGACCAUUGACGUCGGCCAGAUUGCCACCGAACUAGACCCAGGAGAAGUGACUACCAUCAAUGGUGUUCCCAUCUCGCUGGACGACGCGGCUUCUAAUGUGGUCAUUGGAGAAACCAAGACUAUACCGCUGCUUGAAGUAACGCAGAUGCCUGCUGCAUCUAUGGUAGUUGUUGGCGAGACGACCUUGGAUGUAGGCGAGCUAGCUUCAGAACUUGUGCCUGGCGAGGUGACCGUCAUCGGCACCGUGACGGUCUCACGCGACAGUUCAGCCAUUGUAGCCGGUACCACGACUAUAUCACUUCCUUCAUCACCGAGCGAUGUUGUGGUUGGAGGCAUGACCAUCACCGCGGAAGCCCUUCCUUCUGGAUACUCUUUUAUCCCCGCUACCGCUGGAGGUGGCCUGCUGCUCCCGAAUGGUCAGACACUGAUGCCUGGUGCUAUGACGACGAUCAGUGGCGUUGAGAUCUCGCUCACUUCAGCAGAGACGCCUGUCGUCGUAGUUGAAGGCUCAGUAUCCAUCACUUCGACCAGAACCGUGGGCAGCACCUUCGAAGGCUUCAAUAACGGUGGCACUCUCGGCAUUGGACAACCGACAAGUACUUCCACCGGUGGCUUGACGCAGCUCACUGGUGAUGCUGUAGCAGCUACGAGAGAUCCUCGCAAUAUGUUAUGGGUAUCAGCUAUUGUAGGCAUGUUAUUUGGCAUUGCUUGCUCGUUGAUCUAG